CCUGACUUAGGGGCGGGACGGGGGAAAAGAAGGAGGAAACCCGGAAUUGGUCCUAAGUUCCUCUGGUCUAGUUCUCGGGUGCGUUAAGCUUCCACUGCCCGAGACGCUGCUUCAGUCCUGGCAGACCUUCUCCUCCCAGGCCCUCAAGAUGCGGAAAGUCUGGGUCUGCGUGGGAGGCGCCGUCUUCUUUCUUUCCUGUCUGGUUUUGCAUUCCCGCUUCUGUGGCUCUCUGGUUUCAAGGACAUUUUCUUUUGACAUUUCUUGGAGAGAGAAAGGCCCUCUUUUCCGGCUGGAUUUGGGUUGGCCCAAGAAUUCAGAAUACUUCUCUGGUGCUACAUUUUGUGUUGCAGUCGACUCCCUGAACGGGUUAGUUUACGUAGCUCAAAGAGGGGAAAACAUCCCCAAGGUGUUAGUGUUCACAGAGGAUGGAUAUUUCCUACGAGCCUGGAAUCACACAGUUGACACGCCCCACGGUAUGUUUGUCUCCAGCACACCUUAUGAACAGUCAGUCUGGAUCACGGACGUAGGAAGUGGAUCUUAUGGUCACACCGUUAAAAAAUAUAAUUCCCUGGGUGAUCUUGUUCAAGUCUUGGGUACCCCAGGCAAGAAGGGCACUGGCUUGAACCCGCUGCAGUUUGACAACCCUGCAGAAUUACACGUGGAUGACACAGGAGAGAUUUACAUUGUGGAUGGAGAUGGGGGAUUGAAUAACAGAUUGGUCAAACUGUCCCAAGAUUUCAUGAUCCUCUGGCUUCGUGGAGAGAAUGGAACAGAACCUGCCAAAUUCAACAUACCUCACAGUGUUACACUUGACACAGUCGGUCGGGUGUGGGUUGCUGACCGAGGAAAUAAAAGACUCCAAGUAUUUGAUAAGGACACUGGAGAGUGGUUAGGAGCCUGGAACAACUGUUUCACGGAGGAGGGACCUUCUGCCGUGAGGUUCACCCCGGAUGGGAAGUACUUGAUUGUGGCCCAGCUGAACCUCAGUAGGCUGUCAGUUUUGGUGGCCCCACCGCCCGGAAGCAUUGGAGACUGCUCUGUGAUCAGCACCAUCCAGCUGGCAGAUCAGGUUCUACCACAUCUUUUAGAAGUCGACAGAAAGACGGGAGCAGUCUAUGUAGCAGAAAUCGGGGCAAAACAAGUACAAAAAUUUGUCCCAUGGCACAGCCGCACCCCUGCCUUUGGAGCAUAGUGCUCCCUGCCUGAAGGAGCUUCGCGCAGCAUUUCAGAGCCUCAGAGUCAUUGCAUUUAAAAUCAUUCAUGCAAAGAGUCAUUUUUAUCUCUUUCCCAGAAAACUGUGUUAUGUUAUGAAGAAUCAUGCUUUCUUGUGGUUCUUGGGACUUAGUUUUACAAUGAAGUGUAUAAGAAUUGUUUUUCUUUUGGGUGGUCCUGGGAGUUGAACUAAUGGCCUCCUGCAUGCUAGGCAGCUCUCUUAGCCCUGAGGUGCAUCUUUAUGUAACCAGCUUUUGAAGAAAGAAAUGAAAUUCUAAAAUGGGGUUGUGAGGGGGAAACUCUAGUUGGAACCAAGUUAUUUGCCUGGGUCAGUUAACUCUGUCUGGGCUCCUAGGAUAACGCUGAUUUCAUAGGAAAGACUGGAAACUACUAGUUUACUAUGUAAAAUGGACCAUGUGGAAGAUUGUGGCUGAUGGUCUGCACGUGCAGUGUGCCAUACCAGUUCCAGAGGAUUCUGAAGGGAAGUGUUGUCUGCCUUGUAGUCCAGCAGAGAGACAGAUGGGCAUGGUGCCAGCAGGAACAGUAGGUCCCUGACGGACAGGAGGAGCCAUGCAGGUGGAUUCAUGGAGACUGCAGGCAGUGGCAGUGUGGGCUCAGAUUGGCCAAGAGAGAAGUGUGGAAGAGGGCGAAGGCAGACUUCCCACGGAUUCUGAGGGAAAAGACAGCAAAGGUUUUGGUCUUUUUUUUUGCUACAGAAUGCUUAAUGUCUACCCUUACAAGUAAGGGUUCAACAGCCAGCAUCUAAGCACUUUACUUAAAUGAAGAUUUGCAAAUUAGUUCUGGCAAUAAGUCUCUUCCUCAGUAUCACCAUUCCAUAUUUUAGUAUCAACUCACUUCAUUAUACUAGUAUUUAUCUACCUCAAAGAUAUUUCAGGAGAAGUAGAAUCAUUCACAUGGAAGUGUGCCAAAUGCUCUGAGGUAUUACGAUGACCAUGUCCUGCCUUUCCAGCCCACUCUUGCCCUAUCUGAAUAUUGGCCUUCAUUUGUGGCUUCCGUGUUCUUCAGCUUGUUCUGGUUUAUUCUAGGUUUAAUGGAACCUUUUCCUGUCGGGGUCUUUUGAUCACCCAUCCCUUUGGCUCCUUUCAGCAUCCCUCCCUGUCCCAGGAUUUUACUGUGACUUGUGAAACACCAGGGAAGCCUAAGCUUACUUUACUCCCCACUCAGGACAGCUGAGGGCCUUGGGCCUGUCUUGGUGGUUGGGCACAUGCGGUGUGGCAGGAAGGUGAGCCUCCAGGUGAAGAGCACUGGUUUCCAAGGCUGCUCAGUGUGUCCCUGCCACUCACCGGAUUGUGAUUCAGAAAAGUCAACUUAGUCUUCUCUUUAGUGACAGGGAAACAUCAUUCUUCCCUCCCUCACUAAGGUGCAGCAGACAUAGAUGUCUAAAGCCAGGCGUGCAUUAUAGCAUGUUCUGGGGCCAGACCUGCUAACUGCCUUUGUCAUUAGGACACAUUCCAGAUUUGCCUGGCUGUGUUCAAGGCCUCUACAAAAUGAGUCUGUAUAGGGUUUUUCCAUUUGUUGAUAUAAGAAAAGAGGUUCUCUCCCCCACCACAGCCAUCUCUCUCCAAUCCCACUCUGAGCCAGGAUUUUAAUUGCUGUGGUCUUGUGCACAUAGUCACAGUUGCAUGAGUUCUGCGUGCUUUCAUGUCCAGCAGAUGGCAUUUUGCUGCAGACAUCAGCCACCUCUGUUCUCUUCUGUAAUAAUAAUCCCUUUCAUGAUGUCCCAUUCAGAGCCCAUCAGUUGACAGUCUUAUUCUCUGUGGUUAAACCAGUUGUGGAUUCCUGUAUUAAUAUCCAUCUAUUCAGAAUGAAGCUUCUCUGAUCAGAAGUGAGAGAUGUGGUAAUCUGUGGGUGUGAAGAUAAGAACUUCCUGGUGGGGCCAGUUUCUUAGUCCAUCCCUUUAGUAGAAUAAUGGUAUUAGAGUGUCCCCUGGAGCUUCGACCUAGCCAGACAGUUUUUCAGUCAGUUAGUACCAGGAAGGCUUUCAUUUUUUUUAGAGCGGGCUUUAAACCCAAUCAGAAAGUGGUUGGUUAUUCUCAAAACAUUUGUGUAACUCUUGGGUGGCCACAUCUUCACAAGCCAGUCCUUAGUGUAGCUCUCAGGCUUCACAGCCGGUUACCAUUGUUGAACAUUUCCUCCUUCAGUGGCAUAAACAGAGCCUUCUAGAACUAAGAAAGCUAGCCAGUAGUGAUGAAGUUUCCGGGCCAGUACCAGCUUGAUUUCUUCACAGAUUCUUAAAAACUUGCUGAGAGUAUUGUUCCUGUUUAUCUUAAAAGACAUGAUUGUUUGAUCAGUAUACUUGCAGUCAAAAUAUUUUACUCCCUUCCUUUGGAUAAAUUAGGUAAAUAAGAAUUAUAUUUUAUUUAUUGAACCAUUAAAAUUUUGCAAAGAAGAAUCCAUAUAACCUGGCUACUUGUUUUAAGGUUCUGUUUUGUUUUGUUUAGACUGCCUCUGCCUUAGAUGCUGGGACUAAAAGCAUGCAUCACCAUGCCUGGCAUAAGAUUUUAUUUUUAAUAAUAGAAGAAUUUCAGUGACCAUAAAAUCUCAGGUUGGUGAUUCUGGGCAUGGUGGUGCACUCGUGUAAGUUAGCACUCUGGAGACUGCAGCAAGAUCUCAAGUUGCAGCCCAGUCCAGCUGUAGACUAAAGUUUGCCACACAAACCCAGGACUAGAGACACAUAGGUGCUAAGAAAAUUAUUUGUCUUGGCUCUAAUAAAGCGUAAGUUGCUGAACUGUUUCAGCUAGGGUGACCUGGGCUUCCAGGGAUGUGUGCUCGUGCCCUGCUUUUAUGUGGGUAUGAAUUCGAAUCCAGGUCCUCAGGCUUACACAGCAAGCACUCUAGUCCAUGGAGCCAUCUCAGCUUUAUUUUUAAGGAUAAAUUCUCCUUUUCAGUUAUGUUAGUGUAUAUAUAUCUCUCUCUGUGGGUAUAUGCACAUGAGUGCAGAUGUCUGUGGAGGCAUUUGAUCCCCUAGAGCUGGCACUAUAGGCAGUUGGGAAACUGAACUCAAUCUUUUGCAAGAGCAGACAGUGUUCUUCUGAGCCUUCUCGGCUCCAGGAGUCUGAGGUCAAGAGAUAUCAGAAACCUCUCGAUACCUCUGCUGCCUGCAUUUAUUCUUGAUAUAGAGGAGUUUUCUAUGUUAGAAAACCAAGGGCUCUGAUUGUCUUUCCUCCCUCUUAGAAAGAAUGAAUGUUUAAAUGGGGUGUUUGUCAAUCAGAGAAAACCUGGUUUUCUAAUAAUGAACAAGGCUUGUGUUACCGUCACAGACUGCUGCGUGUGCCAUUACUGGAUGGUUAGGGUGACAAAGAAUAAACUUUUUUUUGGCUUCUUCUGGUUUUUAAGGAUUUGGGGGGGGGGGUUAUUAUACAGCUAAUCAAACUGAGAACUCUUUACAAUUUUAAUUUUAGACUAAAUCUAAUCAAACAAACAAAAAAGCCUUGAACUUACAUGGCUGGAUUGUUUUAUUUUCAGUUACGUACUUUCAGCAAUAAUCAAAUAAAAAUUUUGAAGUCAUAA
This is a messenger RNA of Psammomys obesus (fat sand rat), 4743 nucleotides long. It is a transcript of the gene Nhlrc3, whose product is annotated as NHL repeat containing 3. Bases 149 to 1192 code for a protein of 347 amino acids. The record is from RefSeq and is a predicted model, not a curated record. NCBI's taxonomy places the organism in Eukaryota, Metazoa, Chordata, Mammalia, Rodentia, Muridae. Gene Ontology annotation, biological process: negative regulation of translation; proteasome-mediated ubiquitin-dependent protein catabolic process; protein polyubiquitination. The transcript has 7 exons. Gene Ontology annotation, molecular function: translation repressor activity; ubiquitin protein ligase activity; protein binding.